Stereum hirsutum FP-91666 SS1 is the source of this 633-nucleotide messenger RNA. RefSeq lists its product as uncharacterized. NCBI's taxonomy places the organism in Eukaryota, Fungi, Basidiomycota, Agaricomycetes, Russulales, Stereaceae. The record is from RefSeq and is a predicted model, not a curated record. Gene Ontology annotation, molecular function: proton transmembrane transporter activity. The transcript has 4 exons. Bases 1 to 633 code for a protein of 210 amino acids. Gene Ontology annotation, biological process: proton motive force-driven ATP synthesis.
AUGGCUUCCUCGUCUGACCCCAAGCCUCCCGCCGAGCGUGCCUCCGAGGUCGUCAACUCGCUCCCUUCCUCCCCGAAUCUCGUCACGAAGACCGGAAGCGUCAUCCUCGGCACUGGUAUCUUGGCUGCCGCUAUCUCCCAGGAGCUCUAUGUGUUCAAUGAGGAGACUGUCAUCGCUGCUGGCUACCUGAUCCUCUUCACCUACAUUGCCAGGACCAUCAGGACUCCCUACAAGGACUGGGCCGAAGGCCACAUCAACCGCAUCAAGUCUGUUCUUGAGAGCUCUCGCGCUGAGCACACGCAAAGCGUCCAGGAGCGUAUUGACAACGUCAACCAGAUGAAGGAUGUCGUUGCCCUCACCCAGGGUCUCUACGCUGUCGCCAAGGAGACUGCCGUGCUCGAGUCUGAGGUCUUCGUUCAGCGCCAGAAGGUCGCCCUCGCGUCCGAAGUCAAGACCGUCUUGGACAGUUGGGUCCGCUUCGAGCAACAGCAGAAGGAGAACGAGCAGGCCCAGCUCGUCAAGACUGUUGUUGACAACGUGCUCAAGAACCUCAACGAGGAGAAGACGCAGAAGGAGGUCCUUGCCUGGGCUGUCAGCGAGGUUGAGCAGCUCGUGAAGAGCAAGGCUAUCUGA